AUGUCGGGUUUAAAACAUAUGCUUGGCAUCGAUAAAUUGGAGAAGGCGAUCAAAGUGAUAAAGGAUGUUGGUGGUGUGAAGGCCGCGUUGAAACAACGAUACUUAAUGGAUCAAACGCGUGUUGGGAGUCUCGUCGGUCAAGACAAAUUCGGCAACAAGUAUUUCGAAGACAAUAGCUUCUUUAUGCCCAGAAAUCGAUGGGUUGUCUUCCCCGAACGCGUAUGGUUGGAUUAUGAUGCCUCACAAGUUCCACCUGAAUGGCACCGUUGGCUGCAUCAUAUUGGCGAUGAAACUCCAACGGUAAAACCCCCUCAAAACGAGAAAUGGGUGUUGGACCACCGUGAAAACGCAUCGAUCUACACGAAGGAGAAGUAUAUUCCCUACUCAACGACCCGAACGAAAAUUCAAGGCUGGGUUCCUGGAAAGCACUCGGUUCGUUGCCUUGGACGGGGUUGGGCAGGGCAUCCCACCUGCAGUCUCCCCCUUUUCCCCGAACGGCGUAAACAAGUGCCGCCACAACGACAUUUCUUGAUCUAUGCAGAGAACUACUCGACAGUGACCUCUCAACGUGUGCCAAAGAGCCAAGGAAAACGCGGUGGUCAGCUAUUUUUUGUGUACAAGAUGCCAUCGUCAGCAGAGGUGUUAGCUUACGAAUUAGAGCACGGCGAGUCGGAUCUCAAGUGCUCCGGAAAGGGACGAUCAAAGAGUGAAAGGGUCGAAAACAAGCACUCCGAUCAGAACACGAACAAUCGAAUGAUCAGGCAAAUGAGAGAUGAGGAGAAGUCGUCCAUCUCUUGUCUGUUGAAAUCGUGUGCUCAUUCGGCUGACGUGGCCCCGGUCUCUUCUUUA
This is a messenger RNA of Mesorhabditis belari, 849 nucleotides long. The record is from the annotation of a GenBank genome assembly. Lineage: Eukaryota; Metazoa; Nematoda; Chromadorea; Rhabditida; Rhabditidae.